Molecule: messenger RNA, 3388 nt
Organism: Anopheles coustani
Lineage: Eukaryota; Metazoa; Arthropoda; Insecta; Diptera; Culicidae
Product: protein MMS22-like
Exons: 2
Coding region: 48-3236 (1062 amino acids)
Biological process (GO): double-strand break repair via homologous recombination; replication fork processing
Cellular component (GO): nuclear replication fork
Source: RefSeq, a predicted model, not a curated record
UUUCGGAUUGAAAACGGUGUAAAUACAGUUAGAUUCGGAGAAAAACCAUGCUCAAAUGUAGUUCACCACCUAACAGAGGCUGGACGGAUGUGGAAAACCUUCGUCCGUUUGUACAGGAUGGUCGAAUUUCGUUUGGGUUGUCGCUGGUGCCUGAUGCCGUGAAUAUUUUACUGGAUGUCGAAGUGUCGCGGCUGUACGGUUCCAUGGUGUACGAUUUGUGCCGGGUUGUGCGUACACGUAUUCUUAAAAUGCAGACCAUCCAAAGCUUCUCGAGCCAUGAUGUCCGGGCGCAACGAGUGGAAAUUACACACUUCCUCCGUGUGGUUCUAGGAACUACGAACCAAAUUACGGAGAAACUGGAAGAGAGUGUGGCAAUCGUCAAAAAUUGUCUACCAAAACCGGUAGAUCUUCUGCGAGCGUAUGGUUGGAAGUGCGUUUAUGAAAAAGACGGUAAAGCCCAUGAAUUGCUGCACGGCGCAUUGGAAUGGAAUUGGUUGGUUUUGCUGAUUGCGAGGGAAAUAACGGAGUGUGCUGAAACUCAGAAGAAACCAAACCUGGAAUUCUUCGAAAACACUUACCGCGAACUGAUGAGCGAAUUGCUUGCAGUGGUGUUCUUUCAGUUUUCCACAAACACGAUCGAGGAUGCAUUCAAAGAAAGCCCAUUUCUAUGCAGCUGCGCGAAACAACUGUGGCUCGGCCUUAUGUCCGUGGGGGAGAAAGCCGGCGGCGCGAUCGAUUUUUGGAAACUGCUCUGGGAUUGUAUGCCGGCCGUCGUUCAAAACCGAACAGACGGUUUUCUGCUGAAAAUAUGGAUGAUCAAUGCCUUAGCAUUCUUUCACGAAACCAAGGCACAGCAAGAAAACAUAGAAACGCCAAUCGUGAAGCCUCCCCAAAACUGCAACUUCAUCGAUGAGUUAAUCAAGGAAUUGGUACAAGCGGACCCUAAGGAGGAAUACAUGCGAACCUGUUUAAUUUUACUGAAACCAAUUAUCACCGGCCUGUGGCCGAUUCGGCGCGAGCCAGUGGUCUUUCUGUGGGAUUUCUACGCCGUGCGAUUGAACUCGCCAUUUCGUUUGAAAAGCGAAACGUUAUCGACCAUGCCGUGCAUCAGUGCCUCGAUAGCGGAUUUUAUUGAGCAUGCCAGGACACUUGCCGCCCCCGACUCAACGCUGGACAGCUUGGACUACAAGACCAAUAGCUUCGUCAUGUUUUUAAUCAUACUAGCAUCUGUGACACAACACUUUACGAAAGUGCCGAGCAAGCGAGACGUGCAGAUUAUAUUCAACCGAAUCAUCCUUAAGCUGGGACCGAAGAAGUAUGAAAACAUGACCGAACAAGGGGUUUAUCAUCACGCCCUCCUGCUACUGACAAUGCUUAGCGCUACCAGCUUCCAGGAGGACUUUCCGCGUUUGUCGAAGCAGAUGCAACUAGUACGGCUCGUUGACGAAAACUCGAAGCUACCGCCCGCUCUCAGUGUCCAGCGAGCGGCCACGGCAAUGAAAACCCACAUGGCGGUGUUGAUUCUGCUCAGCGACUCGCUAACCUUCGACAAAACGGAGCACAUAUCCGUGCUCGUACAAUACGUCGAAAGCGCUCUAAAUAAGUAUGGCUAUCGCUUUCAACCGGCGCUGCAUGUCGCUGCGCAAGGUACCAUUUUGCUACUCGAAAAAGCCGUCGCUAAACGGUCGUUCAACCGUGGUGAGAUUGGUCUAAUCGGUCCGUGGAUAGAAAAAUAUCUUCAGGACUGCAAGGAUACUGGAUGGCAUAAGCUUCUCGAUGCCAUUGCAGAUGCCUUGAAGAGCCAAAUGACGUCUAGCGAGGCACUUGGUAAAGCGAUCAAAGAACAUUUAUUCCCCAUGGUUAAUACACGGUUUACGAACAAGCGGUCUGCGCCGACGUGUAUCGCGCGAUUGGCCGCUCUGAUAACGAUAUUUGUGGCGAAAUACAUGGACUCGCAGAUGUUUCGAAUGAUGUUCAAUGACUUCGUGCACAGCAAGAACGCCCAUCCCGAUCAGGUGCUGCACUACUUGACCGAAAUCACGCAAAGUCUAACCGUAAUGGUGCUGCUGGAUGAACCCACCGUCAUCCGGCAGUGGCUCAAGAUGGGCCUCUUGUACGGGCGCGAGGAGAUACUCGAGCUUUCGCGCGUCGUCCACGGGCUGGGAGAGUUUAAGUUUCUUUGUGAAAUUCCCGAGUACGACUUGCUCGAGAAUCCGAAAGAGGUGCCGAUCAAUCUGUUCUUUCGCUGCGUCGGCAAGCGUUUUCGGGAGGUGGACGAGACGCAGAGGAUGGAGAUGACAAAGAAGCUGCACGAAAUCUUUCGGCACUUCGAUAAAUGGAUUCCUGAGCCAACCAGUACCGUGCGCCAGAAGAUACUGACGGUGUUGACUCUGGCGCUUAAAGAGUGUCCCCUAGGGUUCUACAUUCCGACAAACAAGACUUGCCUUUACUAUUUGGCGAUCCAUCACUACUUCCUGCCGUUCGCCGUCCUUACCGGGAACAACGUCACGGCCGUUCUGAUUGAAGACAUGUCGAAAGUGUGGCACAAGGUGAUGGAUAUGCUCGGCAGCACGGAGUACUGCCGGAACCCUGUCAUACAAACCGACACGGCCAACAUGCUCGUUAAAUGGAUACCGCAGUUUGACAAACUCCCAAACGAAACGGACGCCUUGCGGCCACUGCUGCUGUUCUUCACCGGGCGCAAUGAAGAACUCGUACGGUGCACGAUGCCUCGUCUGCUAUUAGUGUUUGUCGAACUGAAUCGGUGCGUCCCGCAGCCGAACGCGCGGCAAGUGAUGCAGAUGCUCCAGCGGCUGCUGCAAACACUGGUGGCGGAAGAGGACCACGGUAAGACGGCCCUGUUCAUCCAACUGACAGCAACGUCGUUCCUCACGCAUGCAUUCAGGUGCAAUGAAACGUUCCCCACCCGGGCGCUCGCCAUGGAAAUUGUUUACGCCAUGCUAUCCAGCACGGACGGUCCGUCGAAUGCGAUACGGAAGGAGAUGCGCACCGCCAUGAGCAAGUUUACGCGCGAAAACCUCUCCUUGGCACCGGAGGCGUACUUCACCCUUCUUGGUCGGUUGGCGAACCGCUAUCCGAGCUUUAUCAAAUCGCUACUCGACAUGUUACGUGACGAGGUGAGAAGGGCAGAGAAACUGCACGGUCUCAAUAAGUUGCUGCGCGACGGUAUAACCCGGUUGGAGCGGGUGCUCAGGACGAGUUCCAAUGGGACGUAGCCCAAGCAGCUGGUGCUUCCUAUGCACCAGUUUUUGUUGUUGUACAUAUUUGGUCGAGUUGGUAUUAUAUGGAUUAUUAAAGUAUUUUACUCAUAUGAUGAAACGUCUAGCGACUCCCUCGUAUACAAAAAAAUUACAAUAAAACUAGAACU